AUGGCGAGCCACAACACGCUGUCCCCCGACACCCUCGAGGUGGCCGCCGCCGCCGGCUCCGGCUCCGGGCCGUCGUCCUCCCGCGGGCGGUCCCUGAGCAACGCCGACACCGUCACCAUCGCCUCCACCCUCUCCAACCCGUUCCUGACGCCCAGCACGCUGAGCUGCGCGUCCAGCGUGCUCGAGGACCCGGAGCUCGCCCUGCGGCCGGACCCUGGCACCGAGGCCGACUUCGACGCGCCCCCCGGCGGCAACCCCUUCGCCUUCUCGCCCGGCCAGCUCAACAAGCUGCUCAACCCCAAGUCACUCUCCGCCUUUCAGGCGCUCGGAGGGCUGGACGGCAUCGCGCGCGGCCUGCGGACGGACGUCAAGGCCGGCCUGAGCCUGGACGAGACGGGCAUCGCGGCGCCCAUCUCCUUUCACGAGGCGGUGGGCAAGCCGGCACUCAAGCCCGGACAGUCAGCGCCACCAACUUCUGCGUCGGAGGAGCCGUUUGGUGACCGCGUCCGCGUCUUCAAGCGCAACGUGCUGCCGGCGAAGAAGGCCACCCCCCUGUGGCGGCUCAUGUGGAACGCGUACAACGACAAGGUGCUGAUCCUGCUGACCGUCGCGGCGGUCAUCUCGCUCGGCCUGGGCCUGUACGAGACGCUCGGCGUGGACCACCCGGACGGCGCGCCGCCGCCGGUGGACUGGGUGGAGGGCGUGGCCAUCUGCGUGGCCAUUGUCAUCGUCACCGUCGUCGGCUCGCUCAACGACUGGCAGAAGGAGAAGGCGUUUGUGAAGCUCAACGCGCGCAAGGACGACCGCGAGAUCAAGGUGGUGCGGUCGGGCCGGUCCUUUGUGAUUAACGUCCGUGACAUCCUGGUUGGUGACGUGCUGCACCUGGAGCCGGGCGAUCUGGUGCCGGUGGAUGGCAUCUUUAUCGAGGGCCACGAUGUCAAGUGCGACGAGUCCUCGGCGACGGGCGAGUCGGACGCGCUGAGGAAGACGGCAGGUGCAGAGGUGUUUCGGGCCAUCGAGGCGGGCCAGACCAAGAAGGACCUCGACCCGUUCAUCAUCUCUGGUGCCAAGGUUCUUGAAGGCAUGGGCACGUUUGUAUGCACGUCCGUCGGAGUCAAUAGCAGCUUCGGCAAGAUCAUGAUGUCCGUCCGCACCGAGACCGAAGCUACACCACUGCAAAAGAAGCUCGAGAAGCUGGCCGUGGCCAUUGCCAAGCUCGGCAGUGCCGCUGCCGGGUUACUCUUUGUCAUUCUUCUGAUCCGCUUCCUCGCCGGCCUCCCCAAUGACUUUCGCGAUCCUACGACAAAAGCGUCUGCCUUUAUGGACAUUCUCAUUGUCGCCAUCACCAUCAUUGUCGUCGCAGUGCCUGAAGGCUUGCCGCUGGCCGUCACGCUCGCUCUGGCAUUUGCAACCACGAGGUUGCUACGGGAAAACAACCUGGUCAGAGUCCUGAGAGCAUGCGAGACCAUGGGCAAUGCUACUACUAUUUGCUCGGACAAGACUGGUACCUUGACGACAAACAAGAUGACAGUAGUCGCCGGCACGUUUGGCUCAACCAGCUUUGCCAAGAGCACCGAGACCGAAAAGCCCAACGAGCAGACGGUCAGCCAAUGGGCCGGCGCCCUCCCGCAGGCGACCAAGGACAUGAUCGUGCAGUCCGUCGCCAUCAACUCCACCGCCUUCGAAGGCGAGGAGGACGGCCGCGCCGUCUUCAUCGGCUCCAAGACGGAGACGGCCCUGCUGCAGCUCGCCCGCGACCAUCUCGGCCUCGGGUCCCUCCGCGAGACCCGCGCCAACGCGCAGGUCGUGCAGAUGAUGCCCUUCGACUCGGCCAAGAAGUGCAUGGCCGCCGUCAUCCGCACCGACGCCGGCGCCUACCGCCUGCUCGUCAAGGGCGCCUCCGAGAUCCUGCUCCGGUGCUGCUCCGAGACGCUCGACCCGCGCGGGCCGCUCACCAAGUUGCGUGCUCGGGAGCUGCGCGCCGUUAUCGACAAGUACGCCGGCGCCUCGCUGCGCACCAUCGGUCUGGUGUACCGGGAUUUCCCCGCGUGGCCGCCCGCACACGCGGAGCUCAGUGAUGAGGGCGAGGUGCGGCUGGCCUCGCUUCUGCGCGACCUCGUGCUCGUUGGCGUCAUCGGCAUCCAGGACCCCGUGCGGCCGGGCGUCCCGGAAGCGGUCCAAAAGGCGCGGCACGCGGGCGUCGUGGUGCGCAUGGUCACCGGCGACAACGUCAUCACCGCCCGAGCCAUCGCCACCGAGUGCGGCAUCAUCACCUCCACGGACGGCAGCGGCGACGGGGUGGUCAUGGAGGGGCCCCGGUUCCGCAAGCUCUCCGAGGACGAGAUGGCCUCGGUGCUCCCGCGGCUGCGCGUGCUCGCGCGCUCCUCCCCGGAGGACAAGCGCGUGCUGGUGAGCCGUCUCAAGGCGCUCGGGGAGACGGUGGCGGUGACCGGCGACGGGACCAACGACGCGCCGGCGCUCAAGGCGGCGGACGUGGGCUUCUCGAUGGGCGUGUCCGGCACGGAGGUGGCCAAGGAGGCGUCGGCGAUUGUGCUGAUGGACGACAACUUUGCGUCCAUCAUCACGGCGCUGAAAUGGGGCCGCGCCGUCAACGACGCGGUGCAAAAGUUCUUGCAGUUCCAGAUCACGGUCAACAUCACGGCGGUGCUGCUGGCGUUCAUCACGGCGCUGUACAGCAGCGAGAUGAAGCCGGUGCUGCGCGCGGUGCAGCUUCUCUGGGUCAACCUCAUCAUGGACACAUUUGCGGCACUGGCCCUGGCCACGGAUCCGCCGGAUGAUAAGAUUUUGAACCGGCAGCCGCAGGGGAAGAAGGCGCCUUUGAUUACUGUCAAUAUGUGGAAAAUGAUCAUCGGCCAGGCCAUCUUCCAGCUCGUGGUCACCCUCGUCCUCUACUUCGCCGGCCCCCGGAUCCUCCGCUACGACGCCGCCCAGGCCGUCGAGCUCGACACCAUCAUCUUCAAUACCUUUGUCUGGAUGCAAAUCUUCAACAUGUUCAACAACCGCCGCCUCGACAACCGCUUCAACGUCCUCGAGGGACUGCACCGCAACUACUUCUUCAUCUUCAUCUGCCUCCUCAUGGUCGGCCUGCAGGUCACCAUCGUCUUCUUCGGCUCCCGCGCCUUCGGCAUCGCCGGUGACGGCCUCGACGCCGUCCAGUGGGCCAUCUGCGUCCUCGUCGCCGCCGCGAGCCUGCCCUGGGGCGUGGUCGUCCGCCUCGUCCCGGACGCCUGGUUCGCCGGGGUUGCCGGGGUCGCCGGCCGGCCGGUCGCGGCGCUGUACCGGGCGGUCGGUCGCGGCUUCGGUAGGCUGUUCGGGCUGUUCCGAAGAAAGGGGAAGAAGAGUGAAGAGGACGCGGCUCCGGCGCGAGAUGUCGAGGAAGCGGCCGCUCCAGAGGUCACCGUGCAAGAGCCAGUGGUCACGCCCCCUGCGAUUGUGAUUUGCGAGACACCGCAAGUCCAUAUUACGGAGCCGGAAGCUGAUGAGAAACGACAGAAAUGA
Molecule: messenger RNA, 3519 nt
Organism: Cordyceps fumosorosea ARSEF 2679
Lineage: Eukaryota; Fungi; Ascomycota; Sordariomycetes; Hypocreales; Cordycipitaceae
Product: plasma membrane calcium-transporting ATPase 2
Exons: 4
Coding region: 1-3519 (1172 amino acids)
Biological process (GO): calcium ion transmembrane transport; intracellular calcium ion homeostasis
Cellular component (GO): membrane; intracellular membrane-bounded organelle
Molecular function (GO): ATP binding; ATP hydrolysis activity; P-type calcium transporter activity
Source: RefSeq, a predicted model, not a curated record